Hydra vulgaris (swiftwater hydra) is the source of this 3322-nucleotide messenger RNA. RefSeq lists its product as uncharacterized. Gene Ontology annotation, molecular function: DNA binding; zinc ion binding; GTP binding. The record is from RefSeq and is a predicted model, not a curated record. NCBI's taxonomy places the organism in Eukaryota, Metazoa, Cnidaria, Hydrozoa, Anthoathecata, Hydridae. Gene Ontology annotation, biological process: intein-mediated protein splicing; cell-cell signaling; protein autoprocessing.
UGCUUCUCUUUAUCGCUUUUUUUUACACAUGAGCAGCAUAUUUUCCAAAAUUUUCUAUGACGGCGGACACAAAUUCAAUGUCACAACACGGACACAAUGUCAACGUAACACACAGACAAACUUAGGUGUCUCACACAUGAGAUGCAUAUAUUACUUGCUAAAAUUUCCUGACUCUCAAAUUUGAUUUUUUUAAAUAAUUAAAUAUUAAAUCUUUCAAAAAAAAAAUUUAAUUUUUAACUUAUUCUAAAGCUUAUUCUAAACAACGUUAAUUGUUGAGUCAGUUAUAUGAAUUUAUCAAUUGUUCAUUAAUAAGUUCAUACUUCUUCAAUGUGAAUAACAUACUAACACCGUUUAACUCACACACAGUAUUUUCAAAUUUUGCCCAAAUAUGCUAACAGUGUGUUGAAAUAAUGAAUUCUUAUAAAGAUAGAAGUUUGGAAAACCCUUUAUUCAAGUGCUUAACUAAAAAUUGUGACUCUUAUGGACAUCCAGAAAGCAAAAAUUAUUGCUCAGCUUGCUUCAGAAAUUUAUCAAAAGACAAAAGUGAUGUGACAUGUGAUGAAAACAGAGAUUCUACUUCUAAUUUACACAAACAGUAUUUUGAACCAAUGCCGCAAACUUUCGAGAGAAUGCAGCAGGAGGCAAAACAACUUGGUUUUAAAUAUGGAUAUACAGGUCCACUAAAUCCCCGUCAAAAACUCAUUUCGUAUAUGUAUUUUUCUGAUAAAGCAAAUCGUUGUCCAUUUAAAACCACUUGCAUGAUAUUUGGACAAAGUGGUGUUGGAAAGUCCUCGUUUAUUAAUCAUUUGAUUGGACGUGAUUUAUUGAAAACCAACCCCUUUAUAUCAGAAACAAGAGAAAUACAAGAGGUUGUUUUGACUAUGAAAGAGCCUUCACUUAAUGUUUCUAAUUUACAACUAAUCUUUGUUGACACUCCAGGAUUUUUUGAUGAUGAUGGUGACAACCAAGAUAAAAAAAACUAUAAUGCUUUAAAAGAAUAUAGAAAAAAAAAUUUUGAAGAUUAUUAUCCCAAUCUAAUUUUUAUUGUAAUUCAAGGAACUGAUACUCGGUUUUUAAAAGGUCCAUUAAAAAAGUUUCUUACAAAGCUCAAAAAGCUUGAUAUAGUUUGUCCGACGUAUUGCAAUGUUAUUUGUCUUUUUACUCACGCAACAUAUUUUUUAAAUGAUUUAAAAAAAAAUAUUGAGGGAAAAAUCAAAAGGUUAAUUGAUUUAUGCUUUGAUAUGCUUGAAGUAACAGUAUCUGUAGCUUACAUUGACAAUAACUAUACAAAUUUGAAAAAGCAAGGAGACUGGACUGUACUAUCAGAUGGUACUCUUCAGCCUCUAAACGUAUUUAAUUGUGCAAAAAUGUUAAUGGAAGGUAACGACAACAAACCAGUGGGACAAGAGUAUAUUGAUCCUCUUGGUUAUCAAACGUUAGCAAGUUUUUUUAAAGCAUCUUCAAGUGAAUAUACAAUUAAAACCAAUGAGAUUUGUAAAAAUGCUGAGAUUAGCGACGAUUCAAUGUCACAAUCCUAUUCUGGUGAUGCAGAAAUUUUGGGCGAAAUAUUUGUUGGAAAAGGUUAUGAUGUUUUUUACGACAAAAUAAAAGAGACCAGUAUCUUUGAAUUAGAAGAAUCAGAAAAAAAUCAAGAAGAAAACAACCAACAGUUUAAUAUUAAAAAAGGUUUUGAUAUCACUUGUGAUAAAAGCAAGACUUCAUAUUUUUUGGGACCAGAUUCAGAACUUUUUACAACACAACGACUGAAUGCAAUUGGAUUAGGUGAUAAAGUAGAUCCCAAUUUUCUUUUAAGCAAGAAAAAUAUUUUAAAUGGUUCAUUUAUUAAAUCAAAUUGGUCAUAUUUUUAUGAAAUUAGCACUCACAAAUUGUGCAUACCUGAUGCCAGUAAACUCAAAUUAUCCAAUUCUUUUGUGGAAGCUGUUGUUACUCCUGAUUUUCCAACCCGUUUUGUAGCAAAUGAUUCUAAUGUUACAGAAUUUUUUAGAAAUUUUUUUGAGAGAUGGGGGUUUUACAUUGUAAUGUCAGCAAAUUUAGGAGGGAGUGUUGAAUUAAGAAAAAUUCAUUCAAACCAGAUUGAUAAAGAAGCGAUUAAAGAUCAACUAAAAUAUGGCCUAAAGAUACUGAAAGACGGCUUUCAAAAAAGUCAAGACUGUGGUGAUAUUUUUGAUUUUAAUCUAUCUUUAACAGAUAUAGAACUUAAUUGGAUUGGUGGUGUGUGUGAACCUCAAAUUUCGCAUUUAAAAAACAUUCAAACAAUUGGUUCCUCAAGCCCAUUUAAAUCUUGGAAAGCUUCUUUAACUUUUAAGCCUUCUGUUUUAAAAACGAAAUUAAAACUUCAAUCUAUUGCAGAUUUUGUUUCUCGCAUAAAUAAAAAAAAAGGUGAAACUUGUCAAACUGCCUUAGAACAUAUGCUUGGAAUAUCAAAAAGAAAACAGUCUUCUAUUAAACGAAAUACAAGUAGUAUUGCUGUAACACCUGAUACCCGUAUUUCUGCUGCAAAUGAUGCAGAACCUGACAACAACAGUUGUUUCUCAGGAAAUGGAAAAGUAAUUGUAAUGAAAAGUUAUCCUGUAACCAAAUUAAUCAAGGAUAUAAAUGUUGGCGAUAAAGUUUUAUCAUUUGAAACCAAAACUAAGAAAUUUAUAUACUCCACAGUUUACAUGCUUGCACACAAAAAUGAUACCAAAAAAACAAUUUUUCUUAAAAUAAGCUGCAAAAACGGAAGUUUUGUCACUCUAUCAUCAAAACAUCUUGUUUAUACUGAUUGUUAUAAAGUAAAACAUGCAGAUCAAAUAAAAAUUGGUGACAAAAUUUGGACAACAAGCAUUGACGAUUCAGAGAAAAUGAAUCUAUGCAAGGUUGAUUCAAUUAAAAUAACAAAAUCAGUUGGGUUUUACGCUCCUUUAACUAUGAGUGGAAACAUUAUUGUAGAUGGCGUUUUAUCCAGUUGCUAUGCCAACGUAAAAGAUGUCUCUUUACCCGGUUUUGGUAGAAUUUCUGGCCAAGUUAUUGCGCAUUUUGGUACGGCUCCUUUAAGAGUAGCAUGUUUGGUUUUUCGAAAAAAAUUUCAAACAAACGAAGAAAUGCCGAAGUAUAUAAUAGCCCUUAACCAAUUAGGAAAAAGAGCCAACUUAGUCGCCAAACCGUAGUUGAUAUAGUUUUCUAAGUUAAAUUUUUAAAAUUAGUAUUUUUCUAAAAUAUUGUAAAUAAUCACACUUAAAUUAUGUAAUGAAUUAUUAUAAUAAAUAAUAAUUUUAUAAUGUGUAAAAAUGAUUAGGACUAAAAUUAAAUUUUUUAAAAA